Molecule: messenger RNA, 4818 nt
Organism: Vespa crabro (European hornet)
Lineage: Eukaryota; Metazoa; Arthropoda; Insecta; Hymenoptera; Vespidae
Gene: Ttc26
Product: intraflagellar transport protein 56
Exons: 8
Coding region: 136-1869 (577 amino acids)
Biological process (GO): intraciliary transport involved in cilium assembly; intraciliary anterograde transport
Cellular component (GO): ciliary basal body; intraciliary transport particle B; ciliary base
Molecular function (GO): protein binding; intraciliary transport particle B binding
Source: RefSeq, a predicted model, not a curated record
UAAGUAUUAAUUAUAAAACACACUAGGAGAUAUAUAUUUCACAUAUUUUUUGAAAUAUUUUAAACUGCUAAUUGAAACGUCAUACGAUCCAGAAGUAAUCAAUAAGCGUGCACCUGUUUAUGAUGACAUUUAAAAAUGAUUUUGUCAAGAGCAAAACCAGCUUCUUCAGAAGGAUCAAGAUUAUCUGCAUCACGUACUAAUAUACCAAAGUUAGAAGAAUUUUUAGAAAAACGUGACUACAUAGGUGCUUUAACUCUUUUAGAAUUUAACAGUACUUCUGGCAGUAAUUUGGAAUCAGAAUUAUGGAUGGGUUAUUGUGCUUUUCAUCUUGGAGACUACAAGCGAGCUCUCACUAUUUAUGAAAAUCUUAAAAAAAAAGAAAAUGUUCUAGUCGAUUUAAUUACAAACUUAGCAUGUUGUAAUUUUUAUCUUGGGAUGUAUCCGGAAGCACAAAAAUUAUUGGAAGAAGCACCUAAUAGUAAAUUGAAGACAAGACUUUUAUUUCAUUUAGCACACAAAAUGGGUAAUGAAGCAAAGUUGCUGGAGUAUCAUCAAAUGUUGCAUGAUGUUUUGGAAGAUCAACUUAGUUUAGCAUCCAUACACUAUCUUAGAGCACAUUACCAGGAGGCUAUUGAUGUUUAUAAACGGAUAUUGCUUGAUAACAGCAAAGUGGAUGAAAGAAAAAAAAACAGUUUUAUGCAUGAAACUGAUUCAGAAGUAUAUUUUAUUACACAAUUAAAAAAUUGCAGAGAUUAUGUAGCUUUAAAUGUAUAUGUAGCUUUGUGCUACUAUAAGUUAGAUUAUUAUGAUGUUGCACAAGAAGUUCUGCAAGUGUACUUACAAAAAUUUCCAGAUAGUGCAAUUGCAAUCAAUUUGAAAGCUUGUAAUCAUUUUCGUUUAUAUAAUGGUAAUGCUGCACAAGCUGAAAUGAAGCAGCUUAUAGGAAAGAUAUCAAGCUCUUUUACUUUUGGACAUGAUCUUAUUCGUCAUAACACUGUUGUAUUUCGAAAUGGGGAAGGAGCUUUACAAAUUUUACCAAAUUUAGUAGAUGUUAUACCAGAAGCUCGACUUAAUUUGGUAAUAUAUUAUUUAAAACAAGAUGAUAUAAAGGAAGCAUAUGAACUUAUUAAAGAUCUUGAACCUGCUGUUCCACAAGAAUACAUUUUAAAGGGCAUAGUAAAUGCUGUAAUGGGUCAGGAAAUAGGUUCUCGUGAUAAUAUAAAAACUGCUCAACAAUAUUUUCAAUUGGUGGGUUCUUCUGCAUCAGAAUGUGAUACCAUACCUGGUAGACAAUGUAUGGCAUCUUGCUUUUUCCUUUACCGACAAUUUGAAGAAGUUCUGGUUUAUUUAAACUCAAUUAAAACUUAUUUUUCUAACGAAGAUAAUUUUAAUUUUAAUUAUGCACAAGCACAAUCUGCAGCAGGUUAUUUUAAAGAGGCAGAAGAAGCUUUCUUGAUGAUACACAAUGAAAAAUACAAAAAUGAUUAUAUUUACAUCAGUCUUUUAGCUUAUUGUUAUAUUAUGAAUAAAAAAGCAAAACUUGCAUGGGAGUUAUAUUUAAAAAUGGAUACAUCAACAGAAUCAUUUAAUUUAUUGCAAAUGAUUGCGAAUACUUGUUACAAAGUAGGUGAAUUUUGGUAUGCUGCUAAAGCAUUUGAUAUGUUAGAACGAAUGGAUCCUAGUCCAGAACACUGGGAGGGUAAACGUGGAGCUUGUUGUGGUACAUUUCAAUAUAUUGUCGCAGAAAAACAACCAACAGAUCUACUUCCUGAAAUAAUUCUUUUGCUUAGAAAUACAUCUAAUUCACAAGUGGAACAAAUUAUUCGUGUUAUGCGUAAAUGGGGUAAAGAUAACAGGAUUAAUUGUUAAUGCUGUGAUGUAUAAUGAUUUAAUAAUCAAUUCCGUCCAUUAAUGGCCUUGUUUCUUAUUUUCUUUUAUAUUCUAUGAAAAUAUCGUUAAUUGGCAAAACAAUAAUGGGACCAACGUGAAUGCUCAAAAACUAUUGUUGUUUUGUUAUGAAACAACACUACUUGUGGUUGCUGCUUUAAUAUAAAAUAGAUAUAUUUAAACCGUGAUACACUCAUUUGUAUAAUAAUAAUUACGAUAUAAUAAUAAUAAUAACCUUUAACAAACAUAAUCGAAGUAUUUUAAAAACGCCAUAAUUUAUGACGUACUAUUUUUCUUCUACUUUCAUGUACGAUUAGCCGACGACCUGUAGCAUAAAUUUGAAAAAUUUUUAAACACAUUUAUAUGUUAUAAAGUAACUUGAAUCAUACACACUUUUUCGAAAAUAUUUCUAUUGAAUAGAUGCUACAAUGAAACUAAAAGAAAAAGAUUUAAUUUAAAAUAAAAGAUAAAAUUUAAAGUUUUAAUGUUUAUAACAUAAAAAAACAAAAUAAAUUUUAAUUUAUAAGUUCUUUGUAAUAUCUUGUUAAAAAAAAUGAAAAUAACAAGUACUUUUUUCAGUAAAAUUAAACUUAAUUAUUUGAUUGAUGAUACUAAAAGAUAUUUUCCAUUUUAUUCAUAAAAUGUAUUAUUACUUAGCCAGUACUAGUACAAAUAUAGAGAAGGAGUGCCUAGUACCAAUUAUUUCUACAUAGUUACAUAUAAAAAUAGCACCAAAAUGAUUAACGAUAUACAUACUAGCAUGUUAAUGCAAAUUUCAUUUUGUAUGAUAUCGAUUCUUCUCUGAAAUACAUCUUAUUUCUCGGCACUCAUUCUCUAACUAUGUUUAUCUACAUUUGAGUCUUCAGUACAGUCCGUCAGGUGAAAUAACUUUAAUAGUCCACACUAGUAUUCAAUUGUUACACUCCAUAAUUUAAAAAAGAUCACCGUUUUUCAAUUGCACGAUACAUACACUCAGUAUCCGUUUCAUCAAACGUUGACACUCUAAGAUCAAGUUAAAAUUGAUUAUGCUAAAGGUGUAAAUAUAGUAGUAAUAAAGCAGAAAGUAUAUGCAGUGUUCAUUUAAAGUCAUUCAUGUAUUACGCUUUCUUUCUAUCAUUCGUUAUCACUUUCACACAUUCUCUCACACAUAGUUUUGAAAAGAUCCUACGAAUUUUGUGCUCACACUUUCGUAUGUUCAUAUACAUUAUGAUGAAAGUAUCUUUUUGGCAAUUUGCUACUAGCCAAUAAGGCUCGAUGUUGUAGCAUGGGCGGCGUUAUCUACCGUAUUAAUUAAUUUUCAAAAUUCUGUACAUAUAAGAGAGUAACUGUCAGAUCAUUACAGCGACAAAUAUUAUGCAAUAUCCUUAUGAGCAUCCCUUCAGAAUACAGUUAGUUUUAAGAAACACAUACAUGCGUGAUAUUAAGAGAAACUUUCUACUUCAUUAAUUGUUUUCAUAUUGAAGAACAGUUGUCAAAAUUGGUUCCAUUUAUACGAAAAAACUAAUUGCAUUAACAACAAUUAUUAUUCAUUAAUUUAUGUAGUCAAUGUAAAUUCUUUCACUACUGCAUGUUCUCAAGUUAGGUCAAUUAUAGAAUAAGUAGUUAUUUAAUGACAUUUAUAUACCUGUUAACAUUAAUUCUUAAUAACAUUAAUCAUAGAUGAACAAGUUAGUUGUUUUAGCAGUUUAUAACGUGAUGAAUGAAUAUUUGAUUAUAUCGCGGUAUGUCUCUUAUCAUACAGGUAUAUCGAGAAUUUUCUUCUGUUUUCUAAGAAAUUUCUGUACUCGAAAGGAUGAUGGAUGCUGCACUUAUACAUCAAAGCAUUUAUACGUAGCGUAGAUUCGACCAAGCAAAGGAUCUAUGCAACGUAAAAAUGAAUUCUUAUACCGAUAAAUUACACAAUAAAGUAAUAGUAAGAAAACGACUAUUUAAACAAUCGUGUACGCACGAUCAUUAUAGUUUUGACCCCGUUCUUCAGAAAAUAAUUUUCUAUUCCGUGCACCAAAUGCAAAACUAUAUUAUUCGUUCGUAUUUGUACAUGGAAAUAGGAAAUCAAUUUCUAUCAUUUAUUUAAUGAUUAUAAAAUAGGGUCCAAUAUUAUUAUUCAUACAAUUCGAAGAUACGCAACGUGUUUUUGAAUUUAUACAGAUUGUAUAAGAACGUUGUUUGGCAUUUAUAUAUGGCGUUGUUGGAUGUUGAAUGUUUAAAAUUUUAAAUCAUCACAUCAACAUGGAUGUUGUAUGAUUUCUUGAAAUUUGUUUAGAAACGAAGCGUCAAAUCGACAGCAUGAACUUGUAUAGAUAAAUUAAACUAAGACAUUAAUUCUUUUACAGUAUAUCAUACACAUGUUUAGAUAUUAAGCUAAACUAAUUUUGAACCGAAGACAAAUUGAAAGGAGAUGCGCAUAGAAGCUACUAAUUUCUAUCUUUUUAUUUUAUUUUUUUUUUAAAUAACAGAGAAAGCAGAUAUAUCAAGAUACAGUGUUUCAUGCUUCCAUAUAAGAAGAAUACUUUCAUGAAUGAUAUCAUAUAGAAAAAUUAGUGUAAAUGCACAUACGUACUGCGUAUUCUUACGUGUGAGUAUUUGAAAAUGAUACUUAUAUUAAUUAAAAAUAUGAUUCUCUUACAUAAUAAAAAUGAGUUUAAGCGAAAUUCAAGAAAAUGUAAUUCGUUAAUAUCAUUAUAUUAUGAUUUCAAUUCUGUAAUAGGAACUAAAUGCAAAGAUAUAGGUCAUGGGAUUUAUUUGUUUAGGAUUUCACCAAAUCUUUAAAUUUGUUUUUCUAGUUUUUUAGGGAUCUUAAACAAAUAUAGUGCAUUCCACGAAGACGAUUUUUGUACAAAAUGUACUCGAAGAAGCAUAAUAUGAACACAGAUUGUUAAACAUAUAUAUAUAUGUAAUAGUGUGUGUGUGUGUGUGUGUAUAUAUAUAUAU